Messenger RNA from Aureobasidium namibiae CBS 147.97, 501 nucleotides. RefSeq names its product putative cytochrome c oxidase polypeptide 5, mitochondrial. The record is from RefSeq and is a predicted model, not a curated record. Gene Ontology annotation, biological process: mitochondrial electron transport, cytochrome c to oxygen. NCBI's taxonomy places the organism in Eukaryota, Fungi, Ascomycota, Dothideomycetes, Dothideales, Saccotheciaceae. The transcript has 3 exons. Bases 1 to 501 code for a protein of 166 amino acids.
AUGCUCCGUACCACCGGCACCGCCGCCGCCGCCCUGCGCUCGUCGGUGCGCGCAACCCAGACCCGCCGUGCUCACGCCAUCUCCAACCCUACCCUCGCAAACAUUGAGAAGAGAUGGGAGGCCAUGCCUCCUCAGGAGCAGGCCGACCUCUGGAUGGCCCUUAGAGACCGCAUGAAGGUUGACUGGACCGAGAUGACCCUGCAAGAGAAGAAGGCCGCAUACUGGAUCGCUUUCGGUCCCCACGGUCCCCGCGCUCAAACUCCUCCCGGUGAGGCCAAGCAGGUCUUCUGGUACACCAUGGGCGGUCUCGUCGUCACCGCCGUUCUGUUCUUCGGUAUCCGCGCCGGCGCCAGAGGCACACCUUCCACCAUGAACAGAGAGUACCAGGAGGCCACCGACGCAUACCUCAAGGAGAACAACGUCGAGCCCAUCACCGGCAUCUCUGCCGAGGACUUCAAGGGUACCUUCGCAGUCCAGAGUCCCCCCAAGGCCAAGGAGUAA